GCCGUCGUAGGUGCAGGUUCAGUUGCAAAAUAAAUACGGAUAUUCCUUCAAUGCCAAUGCCGGGUUCCUAGUGAUUAGUUUGUUAUUGGAAAUGUCUGAAUAAGGAAAGCAACCAAUUACAAAUUCUACGAGUUACUCAUCCGGAAGUAUCGCGUGGAGAUUGUUUAUUAUGAUGAAAAACGCUGAGUUUUGAGUCUUUGAUUUUGAGGAAGCAGGCCUUGAACAUGAGGCUGUAGUAUUUAUCUUAUGUUACCUUUCACUUCCAACGGCGUAGAUCUCGUGGAUCCCCAGGCGCCCGGCGACUGCUGUGUGUUGUCUCCGUUACGGUUAGGACUGACGCUCUCUCUUCUCACGUUGAGUUUUUAGUUUCCAGUCGAUCUUGUUUGUUUGUACUCAUCAGUGCACGGGGAAAAACUGCUACCCGUGCACAACCAAUUGGCCAGAAAGUCGCCCCCAAAACUAGAUCUUGUCAAGUUUUGGAGACGUGAAAGGCUAAAAUAUUGGCCCUAUGAGGCUUCAGCCAUAAUAUAAAAUUAUGUCCAUUUUUUGGUAGAUUGUCUGAUGCAGAAAAAAAGGGAUUGUCUGAUAUAAGGUUUGGACAUGGCUUCGGAUCAAUCGUCUGGCCUGUCUCGGCAGGCUGGUCUAACCCACACUGCGAAGUCUUUGCUGAGAAAUGUCAUUCGACACACUGAUACACAUAACAGAAUGAAGGAAGAGAGCGAUAUGUGGCAACAGUUUUACAAGAUACGAGGUCAGGAGCCGCCCGAGGAGGACAGCGAUGGGCAGGAUAGCAACAGACGAGGCUCCAAGCGGUCACAUGACUUCAAAGACAGGGAUAGACGGAGGGAAGCUGACAAAGGUGACCUUGACAUUCAUCAGUCAUUUCUCUACGACGAAAGAGAGGAUAUGUCGGCAGACAUAAGGGGGCGUGGCCGGAGACAUGCCCACAUGGAUGACCGGGGCUCACAGUCACAGACAGACAGGAGUACGUACUGGAUGAGGGAACUACACAAGGCAGAGGAUGGGGACCCAGACAGGUGGGGUCACAGUGGCUUCAAGGAGCUCUACCCCCAGGACUACGACAGCGACAGGUCACACUCCAGCUCCUCCUCUACGGGGAGUGACAGAAGGAAGAAGGACAAAACGAAAGACAAAAGGAAAGAGAAGAAGAAAAAGGGCGCAUUGGACCGAAAAGACAAAAAGAGGAAACAUGCUAGAAAAAAGGAGAAGAGAAAGAAGAGGAAGAAAGAGAGGGAUGAAAGUGGAGAGGAUGAUUCGGGGGAUGAGGUGACGAUGCAUAGAAAGAAAAAGAGGAGGAAGAAGAAGAAAGAGAGUCUGGAGAGAAAGAGGAUAAAAGAGAAAAAGAAAAUGAAAAGUGAGAAGGAAGAGAAGAGCAGUAGAAAGAGGGUCUCAGUGAGUAGUGACAGUGCAAGUGAGGAUGGAGAGAGUGAAGAUGGAGUGAAUGGGGAAGAGAAAGAGAGACGGAGAAGCUGGAGGUAUGAAAACGAGAGUGAGAGAGAGAAAAAAGGUCAUGGGUCGGCGAGUGAAAGUCCACACAGGAAGAGAAGGAGAAAAGAAUGAGAGAAAGAGGAAGUAGUAGUUGUUUUGCUUUUUUGAAAUGUGUAUGGAUUUGUUUGCGAGCGUGUGGGUGCAGAUGUGUGCUAUGUGUGUGAGUGCAUAUAUUGUCCAUGUAAGUUUCUAAACUCCUAAGUCCGUUGAGGCAAAUUUUACAGGAGAGACCAAAAAAAUGUAUGGUAAUAAAUAGAAUAAAAAUAAUUGCAAAUG
This is a messenger RNA of Aplysia californica (California sea hare), 1785 nucleotides long. RefSeq lists its product as uncharacterized. Lineage: Eukaryota; Metazoa; Mollusca; Gastropoda; Aplysiida; Aplysiidae. The record is from RefSeq and is a predicted model, not a curated record. The transcript has 6 exons. Bases 601 to 1581 code for a protein of 326 amino acids.